AUGUGUUCAACCUCGUGUGGUCCUGGAUUUGCUAAACGUGAAGUUGUAUGUAGAAAAGGUGUUAGAAACGAGCACCUUUUAAACGACAAUGAGUGUAUCUCAACAGAACCAAAGCCUCCAGAAAUAAGAAAAUGUAAUUUGAAAAAAUGUACACAAUAUUCUUGGCGUAUAGGAGCUUGGUCAAAAUGUCUUGAUCUUUGUAAGCCCGGUGAACAAAGGCGACGUAUUUAUUGUGUGAAUGAUAUCGGCAAAAAAGCUUCUCCAGAAAUGUGCGAAAACAGUGCGAACACAGUAAAACCAAUAGAAACACGAAAAUGCCAAACAGAUAAAUGCCCUUACUACUGGGUAGCCGGCCCUUGGAGUUCAUGUUCUCGCUCUUGUGACAUUGGGCAACAAUUUCGCCAAAUCGAGUGUAGAUUGCGUAAAGAUAUUAUUUCAAUUUCUAACACAAAUGAGGACUAUACUGACACUGCCAAAGAGAUAUCUGAGCCAAUUGUGCUUUCUAGUAUGUGUAUGGCACUCGAAAAUAAGCCGAUUGUUACACAGCAUUGCGAAAUAAAUUCUUGCAAUGCUCGAUUUCAUUGGAAUGCCGGCCCUUGGUCGAAGUGUUCAAAAAGUUGUGGUCCAGGCUUUAAACGCCGCAAAGUUCGAUGUCUGGAUAAAAAAGGUGGUAGAACAACAAAUUCCCCAGACGGAGGUGGGUGUGAUCUAACAACUCGUCCCAAACGUAGAGAGCCUUGUUUUAUUCGAAAUUGUAUGCCUAAUGACUGUGCCGAAUUAAAAGCCCAUCACCAGGCUAAACAAAUAAAUAUUGACGGAAAUGAAAAACAAUUAAAUGAUGGAAAUUAUACUGUUAUGCUUAAUGGCUAUAAAAUUAUCGUUUAUUGCCAUCAAAUGAAUGAAACCAUUCCAAAAACUUAUUUAAAUUUACGUCCCGAAAGUAAUUUUGCUGAAUUUUAUGGGAAAAGACUUGCCUACCCCUAUUCUUGCCCCCAUAAUGGUCUUCGAAACGAUAGCUGUGCUUGUACAAAUGAUGGCCAUGUCAGCCAAGGUUUUACGAGAUAUAACAAAGUUCGCAUCGACCUUCACAAUAUGAAAAUUAAUCCAAAUGACUAUACAUUUGCUAUAACUGAAUACGGUAGUCCCGUUGCUUUUGGCACCGCUGGUGAUUGUUAUUCAAUGAGUGAUUGUCCACAAGGUCGUUUUUCAAUAGAUCUCCGUGGCACUGAUCUUCGAAUAGUUGAUGACUUGGAAUGGGUCAAUCAAGGGCAUAGGACAAGUGUUAGAAUUGAACGCUUUGAAAAUAAUGCUCUAAUUCAAGGACUUUGUGGUGGAUAUUGUGGAGAAUGCUCACCUGACCGCUUUAAAGGAUUAAUUAUAGCUGUAGACAAUAAAAUUAAAAAUUUAUAA
Messenger RNA from Meloidogyne enterolobii, 1410 nucleotides. Lineage: Eukaryota; Metazoa; Nematoda; Chromadorea; Rhabditida; Meloidogynidae. The record is from the annotation of a GenBank genome assembly.